AUGGUUGGGCGACUCUCUGGAAAGAACGCCAUCAUUACAGGCGCAGCUGGCGGCGUCGGCCUCGAGUCCACCAUUCUGUUCCUGCAGGAGGGCGCCUCCGUCCUCAUGACAGACGUCAACGCCGCAGCCCUUGAAAAGGCCCUGGCCAAGGUCAAGAGCGUCGUCACGACCAUCCAGGGCAAAGUCGACACAAAAGUCGUCGACGUCUCCAAGGAGGACCAAGUCGAGGCUGCUGUUGCCGUCGUCGAUGGAUGGGGCGGCGUUGAUGUCAUGUUCAACAACGCCGGCAUCAUGCACCCCAAGGAUGGCGAUUCAGAAGAGUGUCCUGACGACAUCUGGGACUUGACCAUGAACAUCAACGUCAAGGGCGUGUGGUACGGCUCCAAGCAUGCUGUUCGUUCGCUCAGGAAACACGGCAAGACCAAGGGAAGCAUCAUUAACACAGCUUCCAUGGUCGCCAUUGUCGGUUCAGCCACGCCUCAAGUUGCGUAUACGGCAAGCAAGGGCGCCGUCUUGGCUUAUACGCGUGAGAUGGCUAUUGUUCACGCGCGAGAAGGAUUUCGCUUCAAUUCUCUUUGUCCUGCCCCCUUGAACACUCCCAUGCUCCAAGAGUUCCUCGGAGACGACAAGCCCAAGCGCUUCCGUCGCGAAGUCCACUUCCCCACUGGUCGUUUCGGCGAGGCCAUUGAACAGGCACAGGCCGCCGUCUUCCUAGCAAGCGAUGAGAGCAGCUUCGUCAAUGCCCAUGACUUUGUCGUAGACGGUGGCUUAACAAAGGCGUACGUGACGCCCGAGGGCCCAGCGACCGCAGCACCUCAAAACCAGGGAAAAUAA
Molecule: messenger RNA, 834 nt
Organism: Trichoderma harzianum CBS 226.95
Lineage: Eukaryota; Fungi; Ascomycota; Sordariomycetes; Hypocreales; Hypocreaceae
Exons: 3
Coding region: 1-834 (277 amino acids)
Source: RefSeq, a predicted model, not a curated record